AAUAUUAUCAACAGCAAUUUGAGUGUUUUUGCCCUCUGCAGCUCUUUUCAUUAAGUUAACCAGUUGCUGUAACAACGUGAAACAGUAGUAUAAAAAUACCGAGGAGCAAGUGUGAUACGUAAUAAUGACAUUUUACAAGCAAACAAACAAAAUAUGACGACCACAGCUAAAGUGAAAGACAGCUCAGGAUUGAAGAAACCUACUCAAGCUUUUCAGGUGUGGGAGACAUCAUUACAACAAAUACAAAACUCCAGAAACUCGCAUAAAUCUAAUGAAACAGCCAGUCAGUUUUCAGUUAGUGACAUGAAUACUACAAGAAGACUUCUGAUUGUUUCAAGUAAAUGCAAGCUUUCAAGCCAGCUUCCCAAAGCUGUGAGGUCUUGUAUCAGUCUUGUUCUUUAUCAGUAUGAAAAUAAUUCACUGGAGGACUUAAUAGGAAUGAUUACUACAGAACUGAAUGGAACAAAAGUAAGAAGUAUUGCAUUUAUAGCUGAUGGAACAGAGUCUGAGAUAUAUCUAACUGCUAACAGAAAUGAGGUAGUGUCAGUUGAAACUAUAUUUGAACAUAGCACUACAAGAGAUUUUUUCUGUGCCUUGGUGGAUAACUUAGAUAAAAGUGCUAACGGAGCAAGGUUAGAUUUCCUGGCAUGUCAAAUGGCCCAGAAGGAAGUUGGAAAACUUGUUGUUCAGGAAUUAAGAAGACUUACAAAGUGCCAUGUAGAGCUUUCAAAAGACAUGUUGGGAUCAGAUACUAGAGUAAUUGUAGUGGUACGAGGAGUGGAGGAAGUUGUUCCAGUUGGGGGCCUAUAUUUUAUUCCACAGAAACUGAAGGAUGUGAUGUAUGGACACAUUGAAUCACACAGUCAUUUGCAAAACAUGAUUAAUUAUGAAAAGAUAAGAAAAGUGGGAAGUGGGGCUUUUGGCACAGCUGUCUUGUACAGAAAUAUAAAUGAUGACUCACUGGUUAUUUGGAAAGAGAUCAACAUGCUUGAUCUGAAUUCAUGGGAAAGACAGCUUUCUUUGAAUGAAGUCAAGGUUUUGUCAAUGCUCAGUCACCCAAAUAUUAUUUGUUACUAUGAUAGCUUUGAGGAAGAUGGUGUUUUGAUGAUUAAGAUGGAGUAUGCUGAUGGUGG
Molecule: messenger RNA, 1133 nt
Organism: Limulus polyphemus (Atlantic horseshoe crab)
Lineage: Eukaryota; Metazoa; Arthropoda; Merostomata; Xiphosura; Limulidae
Exons: 8
Biological process (GO): protein phosphorylation
Molecular function (GO): protein kinase activity; ATP binding
Source: RefSeq, a predicted model, not a curated record